AUGAGUGCGUAGGUUUUAUUUCGUGUUGCAUGUCAAACUUAAAUUUCUUAAACGGUUUACAUUGUUGGAAACAAUUCAGCUCUAGGUAAUUGGAAUCCCUAGAAUGGAUUUAAAUUGAUAACUAAUUCAGAGUAGUACCCUCUUUGGAUAAACGAAUAGCCUUUGGAAGUUGAGCCAAGUAACUUAAUGUUUUAAUUUAUAGAUUAAAUUCUUGAAUUCAAAAUAGUUAUAUGUGAUGGAAUGAAUUCUUAAUGGGAGAUUGGUGCAAACAGAUUGAUAUAAAUCUCAGGCUAAAAGCUUAUAGUUAUCUUAACUUUUAAUUCACCUUCUCUAAUUAUCCAUAACAUAAGAAGACUAUUCUCAAAUACUGAUUUAACUAAUAUUACUGAGUGUAUUUUUUAAAUAUUUAUAUUUAGCCACUGCAAGAAAGAUUUCAAUCUAGCUACAACAAAAAUUAUAUGAUUCUGAUGAAGACUCAGUAAUAAUUUAAAUCAUAUUGAUUAGGAUCAAGAAAUAGAAAGUGAAGAGAAUUCAUAAUUUUAUGAUGAAGAAACUUCUUUGAUUUCUAAUGAAUAAUGUUAGAGUAGUCCUAAUAAAUAAUCAAAUGAUAAAGAUGAUCAAGUAAACCUUGAAUUUUCAAAUUUUGAUCUCUGA
Molecule: messenger RNA, 654 nt
Organism: Paramecium primaurelia
Lineage: Eukaryota; Ciliophora; Oligohymenophorea; Peniculida; Parameciidae
Source: the annotation of a GenBank genome assembly